Colletotrichum siamense is the source of this 711-nucleotide messenger RNA. It is a transcript of the gene xgeA-2, whose product is annotated as putative xyloglucan-specific endo-beta-1,4-glucanase A. The coding region runs from base 1 to 711 and encodes 236 amino acids. The record is from RefSeq and is a predicted model, not a curated record. The transcript has 2 exons. NCBI's taxonomy places the organism in Eukaryota, Fungi, Ascomycota, Sordariomycetes, Glomerellales, Glomerellaceae. Gene Ontology annotation, biological process: polysaccharide catabolic process. Gene Ontology annotation, molecular function: cellulase activity.
AUGGCCGCCACCGCCAUGGCCAGCCCCACGCCCACCAUCGAGAAGCGCGCCACCACCUGGUGCGACUCCUUCGGCUCCCUCGCCACCGGCGCCUACACCGUCUACCACAACAACUGGGGUGCUGCCCAGGCCACCUCCGGCUCUCAGUGCACCACCUUCAACUCCCUGAGCUCCGGCUCCGUCUCUUGGUCUACCUCUUGGACCUGGGCUGGCGGUCAGGGCCAGGUCAAGUCCUACUCCAACGUUGCUCUGGAGAAGGUCAACAAGCAGCUCUCUGCCAUCAAGUCCAUCCCCUCCAAGUGGACCUGGAGCUACACUGGCUCCAACAUCGUCGCUGAUGUCGCCUACGACCUGUGGCUCGCCCCCUCCGUCGGCGCCAACAACAAGUACGAGAUCAUGAUCUGGCUCGGCUCCUACGGCGGUGCCGGCCCCAUCUCCAGCACGGGAUCCAAGAUCGCCUCCCCCAAGAUCGCCGGCACCACCUGGAGCCUCUUCUCCGGCCCCAACGGCGACACCACCGUCUUCUCCUUCGUUGCCCCCAGCAACAUCGCCAGCUUCAACGGUGACCUGAAGGGCUUCUUCGACUACCUCGUCUCCAGCCAGGGUGUCGCCAACACCAACGUCGUCACCUCCCUCCAGGCCGGUACCGAGCCCUUCUCCGGCACCAACGCCGUCUUCAAGACCUCCGCCAUCUCCAUCUCUGUCUCCUAA